GUCGUAGGUAAGAGUCUGUGGUGGAGAAUCAGAUGCCGCUGUUGCCUCAGUUAAACCAAGAUGCCUCUGUUUGGUAAUACCUUCAGCCCUAAGAAGACCCCUCCUCGCAAGUCUGCCUCCCUGUCCAACCUGCAUGCAUUGGACCGAUCCACCAGAGAGAUAGAACUGGGUUUAGAGUAUGGAGCCCCAGCAAUGACUAUUGGAGGUCAGAGUUUGAAGUUUGAGGACGGACAAUGGAUUGCAGAGUCCGGCGGCAGCGUGUCAGGGAAGGAGGUGCAGCGGUUGAAAAAGAGGAAUCUGCAGCUGGAGGAAGAGAACAACCUGCUGCGGCUGAAGAUUGACAUCCUGCUGGACAUGUUGUCAGAAACUACUGCUGAAUCUCACCUAAUGGAGAAAGAGCUAGAAGAGGUGAAGAACCACAAUCGACGAAAGAAAUGAAGAAAAAUAAGAAUAUGAACACAAAAAAUUCUGAACGGCAGUCCCUCGUGAUUGGAGUGGACCGGAGAUGGGUGCAAAGGGGUGGGCAAAUGAAGUGUCCAGACCCAUGGAUGUAUAACAGGAUGUAAUUUAAUACCUUUAUGUUACAUAAUUUUAUGCAUCCACAAACACUAAAUGUUAUGUUUUGAAUUUAAUUCAUCUAUCAAUGGCUUAAUUAUUUUUCUUUCCCUCAUAGGACCAGA
Megalops cyprinoides (Indo-Pacific tarpon) is the source of this 680-nucleotide messenger RNA. It is a transcript of the gene cby1, whose product is annotated as chibby homolog 1 (Drosophila). The record is from RefSeq and is a predicted model, not a curated record. Lineage: Eukaryota; Metazoa; Chordata; Actinopteri; Elopiformes; Megalopidae. The coding region runs from base 61 to 438 and encodes 125 amino acids. The transcript has 5 exons.